Molecule: messenger RNA, 2863 nt
Organism: Aricia agestis (brown argus)
Lineage: Eukaryota; Metazoa; Arthropoda; Insecta; Lepidoptera; Lycaenidae
Product: choline/ethanolamine kinase
Exons: 9
Coding region: 44-1504 (486 amino acids)
Biological process (GO): phosphatidylethanolamine biosynthetic process; CDP-choline pathway
Cellular component (GO): cytoplasm
Molecular function (GO): choline kinase activity; ethanolamine kinase activity
Source: RefSeq, a predicted model, not a curated record
CGGCGUCUAUCCACAUAAAUUUCCUAUAUAAAUACGUAAUUUAAUGUCUCAUAACAUAAAAAAUAUAUUAGUGCAAGCUAAGAACUGUUACAAUCGACUUGUCAAUAUGAACAAGAGUAGCUACUGGAAGUUGCAGAUGUGUGGAACCGAGGAGGAGAUGAGGGAGGUGGCCGGCAGAAUCUGCAGGAACUACCUCCAUGGUGCCUGGAAGUGUGUGGACCCUAAGGAUUUGGAUUUCAGACGUAUCAGUGGUGGUCUCUCCAACUUUCUGUACUAUGUGGCUCUACCUGCGGAUGUACCGUCCAAGCUGAGCUACCAGCGAGACUCCAGCCCGGAGUCCGAACCCGAGGCCAAGAUGAGGAAGCCGCUGCUCAGCUCCCAGUCCUUCUGCAUGGAUGAGCCCAGAAAGGUUCUGCUCCGCAUUUACGGGCAGGUGCACGGCGAGCGCGCGAUGGACGCGAUCGUCACGGAGUCAGUGAUAUUCACGCUGUUGUCGGAGCGGCGACUCGGGCCCAAGCUGCACGGUGUGUUCUCCGGCGGUCGCAUAGAGCAGUAUAUACCGGCCCGCCCCCUCCUCGCCCGGGAGCUAAUGGAGCCGGCUCUGUCCAUGAAGAUAGCGGAGAAGAUGGCGGCCAUCCACAGCAUGGAGGUGCCGCUGACGAAGGAGCCCAGCUGGCUGUGGAAGACCAUGGGCAAGUGGCUCAAGACCGCGCAGAACGAGCGGUUCGCGCCCGACGCGCCGCCAGGAAGGACUGACGAGGAGCAGGAGGUAAUUAGAAAGCUGAAGGCGGUAGACUUCGACAAGGAGAUCGAGUGGCUCAAGAAGUUCCUCGCCACUGUCGACUCGCCUGUCGUCUUCUGCCACAAUGAUAUGCAAAAAGGCAACAUCCUCCUCCUAGAGGACGAGCCGACCCCCUCCGAGGACGAAAUCUCGUCGGAGUACGUCGGCAGCUUCGACGGUAAAAAGCAGUGCGUGCUCACACAGUUCGACGACACCAACACCUCCGACAGUAUCCUCAGCCACAUGUCCGACAGCGGGGAACCCAAACUCGUCCUCAUCGACUUCGAGUACUGCGCCUACAACUACCGGGGCUUCGACAUUGCCAACCACUUCCAAGAGUGGCUGUACGACUACACCAACCCCGAGCAUCCGUUCUACUACGAGAACCACGAGAACGGACCCACCCUUGAGCAAAAGGAGAUAUUCAUCAAGGAGUAUCUGAAGCAUUAUCACGCGAACCUCUCAGAGGACAAGGAAGUCCAGGAGCCGGAUAUAGACGAGGUGAACAAGCUGCUCACCGAAGUGGAGGCGUUCGCGCUCGCCUCGCAUCUGCUGUGGACGCUCUGGUCCGUUGUCAACGCCUCCAAGAGCAAGAUCCCCUUCGGUUACUGGGAAUACGCGCUGUCGAGGCUGGAGACAUAUCUCAGUCUGAAGCAGGAGGUGAUCAAAAAAGACAAAUUCGGCUACCCACAGAAGAGGAAAAUCUGCGAGGUCGACAUAUGAGAGGUCUGCGACUCGCUCGCCGCGGUCUAACCCCACCCUCGUGAGGGGGAGACUUGCCGUAUCGAGUUACUCACGUGUUAUAUCGAAUAUGACGUUAAGAACUGCUUACCUGAGUGAUAUGAGUGGAGAAAUUUACAGGGUGGUUCAAAUUCCUGGUCAAUACUUAAGUUUAUACAGGCUGUUUAAGAUUUCGAAUAUUUUAUUUAAAGUUGUAAAUAAUAAUUUAACGUGUAUUGUAAUUUACUGACAUUUGAAUCAAAUAAAAUUUUCCUAUUUAGUAUGUCGGUCAAACGUAGGUAAUGAAAAAUAUUUCAAUCUGUGUAGUUUGACCUCCAUCAAAGUAUUUCAUUGAAGUAAAAAUAGAUCAUAAACCGCACAAACCACUGAGUUCUAAAACAUUUCGGCGACAAAGUAUUAAACAUAUCGGCACCGACUCCAGAAUUGUGCCUUGUUUGAUGACAGUGACAAAAUUAAGGGUGUACGUAAUUUUUACCUGUAAAUACAUAGUAUUCAUAUACGAGACGGUUGUUUAAGUUACACUUUAAGAUGGCGUAGCCAAUGUGUUAAAUGACUGAAUGUCGCUUCGUCUGGCUGAUAGACAGGAAGUUGUGCAGAAACGGGCCACCGGCGACCGGUCGCUGCUACACAAAUAACAAGCUCAAAGUUUGUAGCUGAACAUGUAUCGGUGGCCGCUUGCGGGGGCCCGUUCCCGCCAGUCGCGGUGGCCGAGAUCUGACGUAGGUUCGGAAUGUGAUACCGGUUCGUCCUCUGUACAUUCCCGGGGUAUGUUUGCAUUUAGCACUAGUACUUAUUGUAGACCCUCCGUAGAUAAGUCGAUGACCAAAAUUUUGUAUGUAAAUUCUAACUCUGACCUUUGAAUAGCGGGAAAUUUUUCCAAGUAUUAUUACGUGCUUAGUCUGAAGGCUAUGUAGACAGAUCGACUCGGCGAUUCUUUUUGCUUAUAGAAUAGAGAUGAGUGCUAGUCGUCCCGUCGAUUCGCGACUCGAAAUUUUUGCACAGAGGUCGCUAUUAUUGUCAUCAUCAUAUUGUCUAAAAAAUCGGGCUUAGACGUAACCUUGUGGUACAACCAAAAUUCAAUUGGUACGACCCUAGCUCUAUACUUUUUUUCUCUUACUUAACUAAAAUGAUAUAGGUAGAUAAUUUUUAGGCUUGACUGAAAAAAUAUAGAAAAGGGACAUUUUGGGAUUCUAAAAGGAUGAAAGCCUAUGCAUCAUCCGACUCCUAUCUGUGAUUACUAAUCUAAAUGUUAAUAAUCAUAGUAUUAUGUAGAUCAGUAGUAGCGACCGGUGUGCUAGCUUCGUUAUAAGUGUACAAAGUAAGUUAAGUACUUAUUAUGUU